GACUUACAACGGUAGACUCUGCAGCUACGGUCUGUCUUCACAGGACCCAGCUGCUCAGCACAUCUGGGCUGGCUGUGGGUGGGUACCCACCCUGGUACCUCUGACGAGAUCACCUCACCGCCACUUGUUCUCAGAUGCUCUGCCAACCAGCCAUGCUGCUAAGUGGCCUCCUCCUGCUGGCCACCAUGGCUGCAGCCCAGCAGAGAGGGCCAGCACCCAGUGGGCGCCGCCAGAUUCACCGGGUCCAGCACGGCCAGUGCAGCUACACCUUUGUGCUGCCGGAGCCUGAUAUCUGCCAGCAGGGACCUGUGGUGCCUGAGGCUUUUGGGGGCUCCAACAGCCUCCAGAGGGACUUGCCUGCCUCCAGGCUGCCCCUGGCAGACUUGCGAGCCCAGCGGGCCCAGCGUGUGAGCCAGCUGGAGAAGAUACUAGAGAAUAACACCCAGUGGCUGCUGAAGCUGGAGCAGUCCAUCCGGAGGAACUUGAGGUCAAACCCGGCACAGGCCCAGCAGCACACAGUCCAGAACGAGACCACCACCAUGCUGGCACUGGGCACCAACCUCACGAACCAGACCAUGGCUCAGACUGACAAGCUGACUGCUGUGGAGGCCCAGGUCCUCAACCAGACAUCACACAUGAAGAUCCAAAUGCUGGAGAACUCACUGUCCACCAACAAGCUGGAGAGACAAAUGCUGAUGCAGAGCCAUGAGCUGCAGCGGCUGCAGAGUCGCAACAGAGCGCUGGAGAGCAGGCUGCAGGCUUUGGAAGCACAGCACCAGACCCAGAUGAACAGCCUCCAAGACAAGAGGGAACAACUGCAGAGCCUCCUGGGCCACCAGACUGGAGCCCUGACUAACCUGAAGCAUAAUCUGCAGGCCCUCAGCAGCAAUUCCAGCUCCCUACAGCAGCAGCAGCAGCAGCUGAUGGAGUUAGUACAGCGCCUGGUUCGCAUUGUAGCCCAGGACCAGCGCCCUGUCUCCUUAAAGAUACCUAAGCAGCUGCUCCAGGACUGUGCAGAGAUCAAGCGCUCCGGAGCCAACACCAGCGGCGUCUACACCAUCCGUGUGGCCAACAUGACAAGGCCUCUCAAGGUGUUCUGUGACAUGGAGACUGACGGAGGUGGUUGGACUCUCAUCCAGCGCAGGCAGGAUGGAAGCAUGAGUUUCCAGAGGACUUGGGAGGAAUACAAAGAGGGUUUUGGUAAUGUUGCUAGAGAACAUUGGCUGGGCAACGAGGCUGUGCACCACCUCACCAGCAGGACGGCCUAUUUGCUGCGUGUGGAGCUGCAGGACUGGGAAGGCCGCCAGACCUCCAUCCAGUAUGAGCACUUCCAGCUGGGCAAUGAGAGGCAGCGGUACAGCCUCUCUGUGAACGCAAGCAGCAGCUCGACUGGGCUCAAGAACAGCCUGGCUCCACGGGGCACCAAGUUCAGCACCAGCGACAUGGACAAUGAUAACUGCAUGUGCAAAUGUGCUCAAAUGAUGUCUGGAGGGUGGUGGUUUGACGCCUGUGGCCUCUCCAACCUCAACGGCAUCUACUAUCCAGUUCAUCAACACUUACACAAGAUCAAUGGCAUCCGCUGGCACUACUUCCGGGGCCCCAGCUACUCACUGCAUGGCACACGCAUGAUGCUGCGGCCAAUGGGUGCCUGACACACAGCCCUACAGAGACUGAUGCCAUAGGAUUCUCAACCCAGAUGGCAAGCUGGCCCCCACCCAGAAAUCAGUGCCCAGGGCUCAUCCUUGACAUUUUAGGACACCAGAGACAGCUUACCUUGCCCCCAAAUUACAAGAGCCACCUGCCUCCCUGUGUCCAUCCAUUGUGAAAUGCUGGGUGCUUGAGGCACGGCCUCUGUGGAAUGCUCUUCCUUCUCCUGCCAACUGCAGGGACUCCUUGCCAUGACCUGAGGCCGACUGAACUUGACACCUCAGAAGGUGGGGUUGCAGCGGGUGGGAGAAGCUUGCAGGCUGGGGGUGCUCUCCUCCAGGGGAGGCUGAGAGUCUAUUCUCCUUCUCCAAUUCCAAGUUCCCCCAGCCUUGAUGACAGCAGACUCGCUUUCCAAGGCUUGGGCACUGUGCCCACUCCCCUACCCAUGACUCCAGUGCUAGCCAUUAUUCCCCAGUGCUCUGGGGCUCCUGGACUUCAAUGGCUGACAGUCUGGUCUCUCAGAAGCUUCUGGAAGUAUGAGAGGGAUCUUUUUACUCCAGUGUGCCCUGGAUUGCGUUCUACAGGUAAUAACCAAGGCUCUUCUCUAAAGUAUGUAGGAUUAAGUGAGAGAAAAACAGCAGGUCAAAUAAAAAGAAUGGGCUUUCUCAACUGCA
This is a messenger RNA of Onychomys torridus (southern grasshopper mouse), 2321 nucleotides long. RefSeq names its product angiopoietin 4 (gene Angpt4). Gene Ontology annotation, molecular function: receptor tyrosine kinase binding. The record is from RefSeq and is a predicted model, not a curated record. Bases 135 to 1652 code for a protein of 505 amino acids. Lineage: Eukaryota; Metazoa; Chordata; Mammalia; Rodentia; Cricetidae. Gene Ontology annotation, biological process: signal transduction. The transcript is spliced from 9 exons.